Molecule: messenger RNA, 2912 nt
Organism: Patella vulgata (common limpet)
Lineage: Eukaryota; Metazoa; Mollusca; Gastropoda; Patellidae
Product: NXPE family member 4
Exons: 5
Coding region: 991-2040 (349 amino acids)
Source: RefSeq, a predicted model, not a curated record
UACAGCUUUGAAUAGCGAAAAUAUUGUCUACCUGGGGCAGUCUAGGCUAUAAUUUCUUUCUUUCAUAUCGGUUUUAUUUAACCCGAAGACACAACAAACAUUAACAAUUUUCAUGCAUAUGAAAGGGAGUGACAGGCAAGGAAAUAGAUUUUGAUAACAGUAAAAUGUGUGGAUUAUCUAGCCUAGUAAAUACGUUAAAGACGGCAAAAUAUGGAUAUAUUUUUUUGAUGAUUCUUACCGCUAUUUGCCUGAUUUUCUACUGUUUCCAAAAUCUGACGCCCGUCAAGAAAUUAUAUAGCGCAAUUGCUGUACCGGACCACAUUAUCAGCCUAAUUGCAGAACCGGAAGUCAGUGUGAACGCACCAAAACUGAAGCAUUCGAACUACACUUCGUAUUUUGUUUAUCGUGCACCGGACAAUCUGGAGUUGAUUAGUUUUACGAAAGGCUGUAUUCGCUGCCCAGUAAAAUGUCCACAUUCGCUUCACGAAUUGUCGUCGUGUAAAGGCGACGCAUGUCUCUGUUUUAAACUCAACCCUGUAAUGAAUUUUCCAAAAUAUUUUGAUAAUAGCGUAGUUGCAAAAGAACCUUUGUUACCAGACGAGCUGCAGACUUUUGAUGAUGAACCCAUAUCCGAUGAAAAACGUAUUCCGAACUCCACAGCAUCUAAAACUAUUGUUAUGUCGUCUGGUAUUGUUGGCGAGGACAUCAAAAUACAAUUACAACUCUACGAUUCCUACGGCGAUAAGGUCCUGCGAGGUGCGGAUGACAUCAGAGUGAGACUGGUCGAUGACGUCAGAAAAUUAUCACAAGCUGGGCGCGUUACAGAUUAUAAGAACGGUACUUAUUUGAUAACCGUGCGUACGUCAUUUCCUGGAAAAAUAAAAGUUUUAGUUUAUAUUCCACAUUUUCGGGAGGAGUGGUCUACAUAUCUCAGAUGGUUGCGACAUUUUAACACCAUAUUCUAUUAUAAAUCAGUUUAUAAAAAAGGCAAUGAAACCCAGUCAACACUGUGUGGACCGCGACCCAAUAUUCCCGGAUAUGACGUUUGUCUGUAAUAUUACUUAUGAAAAUGGCGACGACCUAUGGUUUUGUGGAUCGCCGCCAUCAAAGAAUUUAAGCUGUGCAGAUCUGAUGUCCAUUCAUGAUGACAGCCUGAUUGAUAUUGGUAUCACGCCAGGUGAAAAGUUCUUAGCUAAGAGAAGAGGGUGGAUGAGUGUAUUUAAAGAAAUUACAGUUGAAGUUAAAGGAAAGGCGAUUCCUGACAACAGAAACUUGCUUCCUACGUGUAAUAAAUUACCCAAAUCAAAAACAUGGGAUAUCUCAUCACCGACCGGUUAUGCCUUGAAUGGAGAAUAUCAUCCAUCGUAUUGCAGGAUUACACAAACUCGAGAUGAUAUCAAGAGAUGUUUAAAGGAUACCACGUUGUUUUUUACUGGUGAUUCGACGACCAGACAGUGGUUUACCUAUCUUACAUCUUACUUAAACUGUGCGUUAACAUCGGAAAAAUGGUAUACAAAGAAAUGGCAGAGAUACGCCCAGUGUAAAAAUAAACAAAUGAACAUGACUAUUCAUCUCCAUCCCCAUAACCUGCCCUUUUCCUUGGUUGAACGACGUCCUGAUCAAACAAGAAUGAGGAUUAAUGCUAUCGGCAUGGUGUUAGAUAAGGUUCCAAGUAAGGGAAAAACAAUCUUUGUCAUAUAUCUAUACGGCCAUUUAACAAGGCACCAUUAUUACAUCAGUCGGGAAAAAUUCCGCAAUUUGAUUCCAGGACUACGUCGAGCUUUAGCUAGGAAUAAAGAUCUGUAUGUGGUCAUUAAAAGUCCUCACUGGUUCGUCCAAGACUGGAUCAUUGCUGUAAAUGAUUAUCCUGCUUUAUUUAUUAAACAAAUUAUCAUGGAGGAAUUUAAAGACUUCCGGCAGCAAAUUGUGUAUUUGGACUUUUGGGAUAUGUCGUCAGCUUAUGCGAAUACAAACAUGCACCCGCCAAAUCCCAUGUUGUCAAACAUGAUCCGACUAUUAUUUGGCUAUGCAUGUCCUUAGAUGAGGUUUUAGUUUUGAUACGGUGUUGAUAGUUAUUUUUUUAACAGACUUUUUUGCUUUUUUAACAGCCCUUUUUAAACAGACCUUUUUAAACAGACCUUUUUAACAGAUUUUUUUAAUAGCCCUUUAUAGCAGCUCACAAAAUCUGUAGUAAUAUGGAUGGCAGGGAUUUGUGCUGAAGAACACAUAAUAUGUAAAAUAAUAUCAUGGUUUGAUUAAUUAGUCGCCAUUGCCAAAAUAUUAACUAUGGUAUAAGUUAAUUCUGAAACGCAAAUUAAAUUGUUUAUGAAAUAUUGUGACAAUAACAGAACAUGGGGUCUAAAGACAAGGAAUGUAGAGAUAUGAUGGCUAGAACAAUAGUGUUAUCUUUCAUAUUAUUGAUUCUAACUUCAUAACCACAAAUAUAAAAAGUAUAUGCUGGUUAUUUUGAUACGUUAACUGAGCUAUAGAUUAAUGAACAUGUUGGUCAUUUACAUGUUUCUUUGUUAUAAAACAUAUAUCAUAUUUGUUGACCAAAUUAGGUAACAACCCCUGUCGAUAUCAAGGGUAGGGUGCAUGUCCAUUCCAUAUUUGGAACAUAGCUGUUAUCAGUCUUUUACAUUAACACCUCAGACAAAGGAACACGCACCUAUACAAGUAGGUACGGAAAUAGCAUUCUCUCUUUAUAAAGCUUCCAGUUUAUAGAAAUAAAAUAUUUAAGAAAUGAACCUGAACUGUAGCUGUAACUUCGUCACGGAAGAAAACACAGCGUGAAGAUUGAAGAUCUGAUAGUAUAGUGCAAACCACUAGUCCAUAUACAUUACAUACAAUAUCAUUCCACAGUGAAAAAGAAAUGAAAUGAAAUGGGGUUUAACGUCCCACUGUUCUGCUCC